This is a messenger RNA of Diabrotica virgifera virgifera (western corn rootworm), 2308 nucleotides long. Its product is annotated as fatty acid synthase-like. Lineage: Eukaryota; Metazoa; Arthropoda; Insecta; Coleoptera; Chrysomelidae. The transcript is spliced from 7 exons. The record is from RefSeq and is a predicted model, not a curated record. Gene Ontology annotation, biological process: fatty acid biosynthetic process. Gene Ontology annotation, molecular function: fatty acid synthase activity. The coding region runs from base 88 to 2208 and encodes 706 amino acids.
UUAUUGUUUUAUUUGAAACAACUAGGUUGACGAUAAAAAAGUUGACAAAUUUAUUCCGUCUCGUCUUUAGAACCGGAUGAGGAAAAUAUGUCUACGACGAUUUUAAAUAAUGCUGCCAGUAAACUGCAAGAAUCAGAUAGAAAAAGUACAUACAAGCAGGACAAUAAAGAAAAUAGUGUUAAUGCACAAGAAACAAAUUAUUUCCAUGAAAAAUCGUCCAUAAUUUUUCCAAAAGUUCCAAGAUUAGUAGCAGUGUCAGGUACGACAAAAGAAGAUGUGGAACAUCUUAUAAGCAGAAUUGAAAAAAAUCGGCAUGAUGGACAGUUUUUAUCAUCAAUUAACCAUACUUACUACGAUCCAAUCAAAAGCGGACAUGUUUACAGAGGGUAUGUUCUUUUAUGUGAAACUUUUCACAAGGAAAUUUUUGCUGCUAAAAGCUUGAACCGUCCCAAAUUAGUAUUUGUGUACCCAGGACUUGGGAUUGAACUUGGUAUUGCCGCCAAAAGUAUGUUGAAAUUGGACAUCUUCAAAGACUCUAUAAUGAGGUCGGCAAAUUAUUUAGAGCCUUAUGGUAUAAAAUUAAUUAAUCUUAUUAAAUAUGGUACCAGAGAUGAUUUUGGCAAUAUUCUUAAUUCGUUAGUGAUGUUAGUAGCGGUGCAGAUAGCGUUAACUGACGUUCUUAAACAUAUUGGAAUCGAACCAGAUAUAAUUUUUGGACAUUCUUUAGGAGAAGUUUCUUGUGGUUACGCUGAUGGCGCAUUAACAGCUAAACAAGCAGUCCUCACAGCUUAUGGAAUGGGUAGAGGGCUUUUGGAUUCCAAUACUCCAUUGGGGGCAAUGGCAGCAGUGUCUCUCCCAGCAGAUGUCAUUGAAAGAAAGUGCCCUCCAAAUGUUUAUCCAGUGUGUUUCAAUACCACUGAUAAAACCACAAUAGCAGGAGAACCAGAAAAUAUUGAGAAAUGCGUUAGAGAGUUGCAGCAAGAAAAUAUUUUUGCCAAGGUUCUUCCAACUUUUGGAUAUGGUUUUCAUUCUAAAUACCUGGACAAUGCCAGGCCUUUGUUAGUGGCGAAUAUACAAAAAAUUAUACCUCAUCCCAAAAAAAGGUCUCCUAAAUGGCUAUCAACAUCUAUUCUAGAAAGAGAUUGGGCAUCUUCUUUAGCUCAAACAUGCUCAGCUGAGUACUAUGUUAACGCUGUGUGUAGAGAAGUUUAUUUUUAUCAAAUCUUUAAAAAACUACCAGACAAUAUUGUCACGGUGGAGAUAUGUCCAACUGGAACCUUACAGUUUAUAAUUAAAUCGAAUUUGGGCCCUAAGGUUCCUCACAUCUCACUAAUGAAAAAAGGAAGUAUUGACAGCUUGGACAACUUUUUGUGUUCUUUGGGAAAGAUUCACAACGUUGGAGGUGCACCUCGUCUUGAGAAUAUUUAUACUCCAGUUCACCAAAAAACUAAAGAAGCACAUACAUGUAUAGAAAUUCUUCAUACAAUUAAUUUUUGUCAAAAUGUUCAGCAAAAAGAUGCAACUAAUGAUGGAAUAAUGUACUCAGCUGCUGCAUACUUGGUUUUAAUUUGGAAAAUAUUGGCUGAACUUAAACAUGACGAAUUUGAACACACGGAUAUACUUAUGGAAAACAUUAAAUUUAACUCAGCUCCAAUUGCAAGAAAACACCUUUCAUUAUUAAUAAAUAUUAAUAAAGAAACCGGCGAUUUAAAAAUUUUGAAAGGAGAUCUACUUAUCUUGACAGGAAAAGUAUUAAUGAUGCAAGAUUCAAAUCAAAAUAUUUCGGAUAAAUCAUUAGAUCAUUCAAGAAACAAAGAAAUUACCAGAUUGUCCCCAUCUUCAAAAUUUAAUAGCCACUUGUUAAACUCUAAAUAUGAACUGAUCGAUUGCAAUAAUGAGGAUGUGGACAAUUUGAAUGAAAACAGAAAAUACACAUUUGAAUGGAAUCAUAAUUGGAUUAGUUUUAUUGAUUCGAUGAUUCGAAUAUUUACAGCUCAUAAACCAGGAAAUACAUUAUUUCCUCAAAAAAUUGAUAAGUGUUGUUUUAGUCCCCAGACCCUUUUGACGAUAGUUAAUAAAUCAAUUGGAAAUGCAAAAAUUCCAGUGAAUAAAUUUGGUCCAAAUAUAAAAUCACCAGGAAUAGAAAUUACCGGAAUUAAAUUUGGGUUAUUAAAAGAAUUACGUACAUCAUAUAAACAUAAAUUGUGAUUGUUUGUAUUAUCUUAAGUACCUAUCUAAGUUUUUAAUUUUUUGUUAACUUUUUUUAUAUCUUUUUUAGUAAAUUUUAUUGGUUUUAAAAUGAUGACAA